Messenger RNA from Alligator mississippiensis (American alligator), 939 nucleotides. Its product is annotated as olfactory receptor 12D3. The transcript has a single exon. The record is from RefSeq and is a predicted model, not a curated record. Gene Ontology annotation, biological process: G protein-coupled receptor signaling pathway. Gene Ontology annotation, molecular function: G protein-coupled receptor activity; olfactory receptor activity. NCBI's taxonomy places the organism in Eukaryota, Metazoa, Chordata, Crocodylia, Alligatoridae. Gene Ontology annotation, cellular component: membrane. Bases 1 to 939 code for a protein of 312 amino acids.
AUGGAUAACAUGACACUAGUGACCGAGUUCAUCCUGUUUGGGGUGUCAGACACACAGGAGCUCCACAGCUUCCUCUUUGGCUUAUUCCUCCUCCUUUACUUGACCAAUGUCUCAGGGAACCUGGCUGUGGCUUCCAUAACUCUGUGGGACUCCCAUCUAUGCACCCCCAUGUACUUCUUUGUUGGCAACCUCUCUUUCAUUGACAUCUUCUAUUCCUCCACCACGGUGCCUAAGAUGUUUGUGGGGCUGGUAUGGGGUGGCACUGGUGGGAGCCCCAUAUCCUGGCGGGGCUGCAUCACUCAAAUGUUCUUCUUCUACUUCCUGGGCAGCACUGAGGCCAUGCUUCUCACUGUUAUGGGCUAUGACCGCUACCUGGCUGUGUGUCGGCCCUUGCACUACCCACUGCUGAUGAGCCGCCGGCUUUGCUGGGCCCUGGCUGGCUCAGUGUGGACAGCUGGAUUCUUUCACUCUCUUCUCCAUGCCAUCAUGGCAUCAUGUCUCUCUUUCUGCUGUAAGCAACACCUUAGCCACUUCUUCUGUGAUGUGUCCCCACUCCUUGAGAUCUCUUGCUCUGACAUCCAGUUCAACCAAAUCCUCUUGGCUGGUGUCACUGGCUCCAUCAUCCUGGGCUGUUUGACUCUCACCAUAGUAUCCUAUGCAAUGAUCCUGAGGGCUGUUCUGGGCAUGCGCUCAGCAGAGGGGCUGCGAAAGGCCUUCUCCACCUGUGGGGCCCACCUGACUCUGGUGGCCAUCCGCUAUGGGUGCUCUGGGGCUAUGUACCUGCGGCCACGUUCCCAGAGGUCUCUGGCUACUGACAGGCUUGUGACAGUGCUGUACACGGCUGUCACACCUGUCCUUAACCCCCUCAUCUACACUCUGCGCAACAAGGAGGUCAAGGCUGCUCUGAGGCGGGUCAUAGCCAGGCGGGUGUAUGCCUAA